Messenger RNA from Betta splendens (Siamese fighting fish), 1205 nucleotides. RefSeq names its product olfactory receptor 51F2-like. Gene Ontology annotation, molecular function: olfactory receptor activity; G protein-coupled receptor activity. The coding region runs from base 1 to 912 and encodes 303 amino acids. Gene Ontology annotation, cellular component: membrane. Gene Ontology annotation, biological process: G protein-coupled receptor signaling pathway. The record is from RefSeq and is a predicted model, not a curated record. Lineage: Eukaryota; Metazoa; Chordata; Actinopteri; Anabantiformes; Osphronemidae. The transcript has a single exon.
AUGGACAACAGCUCCUACUUCAACCUAAGCAUCUUCCUAAACAUCGGUCCUUACCGUUACCCAGCCUUUGUGUUGUGCAUGUUGCUGUACGUCUUCAUCGUCUGUGCUAACCUCGUCAUCAUCGUGGUGAUACUGCGUGAGCGAGCGCUGCACGAGGCCAUGUACGUCUUCAUCGCUCUGCUGUCGGCCAACGCUCUGUACGGCUCCGUGGGCUUCUUCCCCCGCUUCCUGCUGGACAUUCUGUCUGACGCUCAUUUGAUCGGGCGUCCGGCCUGCUUCGCACAGAUCUACGUCAUUUACAGCUACGCCUUCUCAGAAGUCACCAUUCUAGGAGUCAUGUCCUACGACCGAUACGUGGCUGUGUGUCAGCCUUUACAUUACCACAGCAGGAUGACCUCCAGGAGGGUCAAGCAGCUGGCAGCUCUCGCUCUGAUCAGUCCAGCAUUUUGCAAUUCAGCCUCCAUUUAUAUGACAGCAAUGUUUCCUCUGUGUGGAAAUAAGAUUCAGAAGGUAUACUGUGCCAGUUGGAACAUAGCAAAGCUGUCCUGCGUUACCUCGGCCAUCACCCAGAUUUUUUCUACAACUGCAGCUGUAAUUAUGUCUUUCCUUCCCAUCUGCUGCAUCCUGUACUCGUACUCCAGGAUUGUCCUUCUGUGUUGGAAAAGCUCCUCCAUGUUUAGGUGGAAAGUUUUACAAAGCUGUCUUCCCCACAUUAUUUCAAUCAUGAUUUAUGUUCUAACUUCGUUUUCUGAUACUAUCCUCAACAGGUAUGAGCUGCAUGAUCUAAACCCAUUGUUGGCUAUAACAGUUUCUCUGGAAUUCGUUGUGAUUCCUCCCAUUUUGAAUCCUCUAGUGUACGGACUGAAGUUACCAGAAAUAAGAACACACAUUGUCAAGAAAAGGUUGAAUUAGUGUGUUGUAGUGGACAAACAAUGCUUCAUAUUAAGCACAGGAGCUUUACAGUAGGUGCAGAAACAUGUUUGUCAAAUUCUUUGGGCCAUACAUGUAAGAAAUGUGACCAUAGAGAAGGAAACCUGGUUUCUAUCAGUGUGAUGAGCCGUUCUAGGUUUCUUUUGUGUGUGAGUGUUUGCUUUUAGUAUUAAUUCAUGUCUGGAUUGUUGUGAUUCUUCCUUUUUUUCUAAAACAAAGAAUAAAGAAGUUUUAGAACCACAGUAUCUAACAGUAAAGUCUUCAUGUCCACAUGU